Molecule: messenger RNA, 315 nt
Organism: Camellia sinensis
Lineage: Eukaryota; Viridiplantae; Streptophyta; Magnoliopsida; Ericales; Theaceae
Source: RefSeq, a predicted model, not a curated record
AUGAAGGGCCAGACACAGUUUGGAAAGAAAGGAAAAUUAGCUCCACGUCAUAUUGGACCUUUUGAGGUUUUAAAGAAAAUUAGCCUAGUGGCUUACUGGAUUGCAUUACCAUCAGAGAUGGAGCAAGUGUACAAUGUAUUUCAUAUUUCUAUCCUACGAGGUUAUGCCUGGGGUCCUUCCCAUGUAAUUGAUUACCAGAGGUUAGUAAUUGAUGAGGAUUUGGAGUAUGAAGAGCGCCUCAUUCAAAUUAUUGACCAUCAAGUAAAACAACUCAAAAAUAAAGCAAUACCAAUGGUCAAGCUUGAGGAGGUUUAA